This is a messenger RNA of Trichogramma pretiosum, 2877 nucleotides long. Its product is annotated as prostaglandin D2 receptor. Gene Ontology annotation, molecular function: G protein-coupled receptor activity. Gene Ontology annotation, biological process: adenylate cyclase-activating G protein-coupled receptor signaling pathway; inflammatory response; positive regulation of cytosolic calcium ion concentration. The transcript is spliced from 6 exons. The record is from RefSeq and is a predicted model, not a curated record. Gene Ontology annotation, cellular component: plasma membrane. NCBI's taxonomy places the organism in Eukaryota, Metazoa, Arthropoda, Insecta, Hymenoptera, Trichogrammatidae. Bases 410 to 1612 code for a protein of 400 amino acids.
UCUCCUCUUUUACUCGAGAUCAGAGAAUUUUUAUUCGUACAUUUCUCUCUCUCUCUCCCUCGACCGAAGAAUUAAUUUAUUAUUUUUCGACCGAUAUCAAUCGUCAAUUGCGUUUUUUCCACGUAUUUCAAAGUGCGCGGGUGUGUGUUUGCCUACUGGUUGUAAACGUGGAGUUUCAAGCUCCGCAAACGAGCUUGCGAAUCAUGAACGAGUUCGCGAGGCUUUGAACGUCUUUGGUUCGUUACGUCAAAGGAAAUAGAUUACAGCGAGUGAAAUUGAAAUCGAGCAGAAUCGAUCAAUUACCGUAGUUGGCGCAAAAGCUGAUUCUCGAUCGAGUCUUCGCUCAAAGUUUUUGGGCAACUGUCGUAAGCUAAUUCUGCAUUGAACAAAAAAGGUGUGAAUCAAAUCAAUGGAGAACAUUCGAAUACCAUUGGAAGCGGCAGCGGCGAGUCUCGCCAACGCAACCAUGAACGCGACGGCCUCGAUACCGGUGAAAAGUCGAUCGACCAGCAUAAUUGCCUUCGUCGUGUUGAAUCUCGUGUACGUCGUCGGUAUCGUGGGAAAUAUCGUGGCGCUCGUCAUACUCUUGUGCAAGGACAAGGGCCGAAACAGAAAGCACCUGCUGAUGCUGCGCUGCCUGACCGUCAACGACUUGAUCGCCAUGAUCGGCACCUGGGCCCAGAUGUACAUCUCGCGGAUCUUCGUCAACGGCAGCUUCUGCUACCUGCACGUGAUCUGGCGGCUCUUCGGCCUGUUCAGCGGCUGCGUGGCUCUGGUCAUGGCCGGAGAGAGAUGGCUGGCUCUCACCCGGCCCUUCGUUUAUCAGAAGCAGGUAACGUCCCAGAUGAUCGUACGCUGCAUGAUUGUCUUGUGGCUGGUCGCGCUCACCCUGACGAUGCUGCCCUUCUUCGGCUUCGGACUCUACGAGAAGGUCACCGACAAAGGCGUCAAGUGUCUGAGGUAUCGGGACGCCGUCGAGCCCGUCGACGUCGCUUACGCCUACGUCUGGUUCACCUUCGGUACGAUCCUUUGCCUGUCGAUCGUCUGGUGCAACUUGGCCGUGGCGAAUGCGCUGCGUCGUCUUGGCCGACGCAACGGAGCCCUGCGCCGCAUAUCUCGCGCCUCGUCGAGGGCGAGACCUCUGCUGAACGUCGACAGCCAACCACCGGAGCUCGGAAUAACGGCGGAGGAGCGAGCUUUCGCCAAGCUCAUGGCUAUGCUCUCGAUUUCCUUCUUGCUCUGCUGGAUGCCGCAGAUGGUAUCAAUUCCGCUGGCUCAGUACUUGCAAAGGUUGCCGCAGGAUCGCGUCCUGCUACGGCGUCUGAUAAUAGGCUUUCAAAAGGCCGCCGACAUCCUCCUCUGUCUGCACUUCACUCUCGACCCGUACAUCUACGUUCUGUUGAGGCUGCGCUCGGGGCUGCGCUUCAAACUGCUCAAGCCACUCUGCCGCGUCUGCUGGCCGGCCAGAAGUCGAGCCAGCUCCUUUACAGCGACGACGGAAAAUCCAGCUAGCAGCGGUGACGUAGGUGACCCACCGACGCCCAUCACGGAGACACCCUCGACACCGGUGAGCGAAGAGCACGAGUCCCAACUGGUCGCCGUAGCUGUGUAAAUGCCGACCCAAGCAAGUUUGACAAUUUGUUUCGGAGCGUUGCUCUGAAAAAAUAUAUCUCUUUCCCGCCGGAACCUAUCAACUAUUGUUGUAUUUAUCCUCAUUCGUCUCUGUAAAUUGCCAAUUAUCUGAGAAAUCUAAUGGCUGACGAUUUUUUUUCUUUUGCUGUCUUGAGAAACUUGUUCUGUAUGUCUUAAUUGUCCCUAAAAUUUAUUGAAAUUAUAUUCGGACAAUCUAUUACCUUUUUUUAGAGGUUCAUAAUUGGUGCUUCUCUUAAUUACACAGGUACUGCUUAUAUUGAAAAAAAUUUUCAGCUUAGUCCAGAGGGAUUUUAGAAAAAACGUACUAGUUUUUCCACUGAAAAUUGACUAUACAUUUAGAAAAACAAUAUUCCCAAGGAUCUGAGCCUUUUGAGUAGUUUGCCACUGUGGAGAGAAGUAUAAAAGUGGAAAUCUAAUUGCAUAAAAGUUUUAAAUUUCCUUACGAUGUUAACUAGUAUCUUCUCAGUUGUUGUAAUAGGCCUUCAAGUCUAUCGGGCAUGAAAAAUUCGAUAGUAUGGAAAAAACUAUAUGUCGAAAAUAGGCUACUUUUCGCUUUUUUUGGCCUUUAUUUAAACAUUUUUCCACAAUUUUUUGAUACUCGCAGAUUUUUAGACGUCGUUAGUAUUAGUGGCCCAUUAAAAAAUUUAGGAGAUAUUAGAUGAAAAUCUUCAUCGAAAAUGAUAAAAUAUAGCUCUUUAUGUUUCUAUGUUAACAUCGCUCAAAGUUGAGCUAAGAAUUUUUUUAAUAUUGACUAAACCAUGAAUUUUAUAUAAUCGUCGACUUUGUGACCCUAAAAAAGGUAGUGUGCUCUGAAAAAAACUAGUUUUUUCGUCAGCAGGAAAAGUUUUAUUUUGGCCAUUCGAUUUUCAGAUAAUUGUCCAUAUGUAACUAGUAGACAGUAAAAGAAUCAAUUUUCAACUACCCGAUUCGUUUGACUGUUAAUCGUAGUUUUAAUAUGUUGAUAUUUUUUUGUAAGUUCAUGACACUUAUAAUGUGUAAUAAUACAAUCUUUGAUCAUUCCAUUAAUGUUUAUUUUAAAACUUUCAAAAUAUUUACAAAAUUAUUAAAAUUAUCAAAAAAUAUAACAGCGUGAAUAGAUGUUGAACCUUUUUUAUGUAAUCCAGAGGUAGCUAAGGUAGAGUAAAAAUGGAUAAUUUUCAAACGCUUUGAAAUAAUUUUAAACAACGAAGGCAUCUUUGAAGAUUUUAUCAACAUUUUCAGAAG